This is a messenger RNA of Scleropages formosus (Asian bonytongue), 6314 nucleotides long. It is a transcript of the gene nexmifb, whose product is annotated as neurite extension and migration factor b. The transcript is spliced from 5 exons. The record is from RefSeq and is a predicted model, not a curated record. The coding region runs from base 534 to 4796 and encodes 1420 amino acids. Gene Ontology annotation, cellular component: nucleus. NCBI's taxonomy places the organism in Eukaryota, Metazoa, Chordata, Actinopteri, Osteoglossiformes, Osteoglossidae. Gene Ontology annotation, biological process: negative regulation of neuron migration; negative regulation of cell adhesion mediated by integrin; negative regulation of cell-cell adhesion mediated by cadherin.
CGAGCGAGCGUACGAGCCUGCGCUCGUCAGGGAGGGGGGGGUCCAGCUGCCAAAAAAAAAAAAAAGAAAAAAAAAGAUAAGGCGUAACAAUGGCAGCGUCGAGCAGCGCAUAGAUGGUGGAAAACGAGCGAGCGCGCGCCUCGCGAGCAGGAAUAGCGGCGCGAGCGACAUGUCGCCACUUUAAAGCCCGGGAAUCUCAAUCAAUGGCGAGUGGAAUAGCCGAGGUGCCCGGCCGUUUUCCUGGAAUACGAGCGCCGCUGUAAUUUAAAAUGGAGUGGUAGAGAGAGGAGAGAGGGGAGCGCGCCUAUCUCCUUCGCCGAGAGGCGCGUCCACCUGCUAGUGCUGGAUGUCCGGGCUUCGGGGGGGAACAUGAUGGAGAACAUGGAGAACAUGGAGAAGUGGCUGCGCUGAGGGGAAAGACGCCUUCUCGUCUGCUGUGAACGGCAGAGGCGGAGCGGGGAGCGCGGGCUGGGCGCAUCUGGAGGUCAGGGUACGGUGGUGAUGCACGGAAGAAACGGGAUCCAGCCACAUUGAUGGACGUUCUGCAAGAAGCCAACCUCGCUGCCCCGGCUCUCAACGUGCCGCAGUCCAACGGGGUGGAUGAGAACGGAUCACAUGAUCAGGGAGGUCAGCUGAAGCCGUAUGUUGCCGCACAUGCUGCCAUUCAUUUCCCUUCCUCAGCCGGCGCAGUGAGCACACAGAAAGGCAGCUUGGAUUGCCAGAGAGCCACGGUAACCACAAAAGAGGCCUAUGCGCUAACACCAUCAUCUCCUGUCAGCUUGACUGAUAUCCCAGAGCCUGCUGGUGAUGAGUCCUCCACUCAUGCCAUUUCCCUCACAUCCUGCGUCACCAAGGGGGUGAGUCCCUGGUCCCUGCCUGAAGACUGUGACAAGACCCCCUUCACCAUGAUGGAGCCAGGGGGCAUGUCCUCCCUGACUGAUGAUUGCCUUAUGCAACCCAGCCGCACCUGCUUGGGAUGUUUCAUGGAGAGCAAGGACAGUGCUGACACGGAGCCCGGGAUUAGCCUGAAAAUGGGCGACAUGAACCGGGAGUAUGAAACCUGCUCUAUCUCUGACAUGGGAAUGCAUGGCAUCAUGCCCAGUGACACCUGCCAAUAUGGGGACCAGCUCCUUUCUGACCAGCUCCUUGGCUUUCCAGUCCACAAAGGCCAGGCUACAGAGAGGAGGGAUGUGGAGAAGGCAGAGAGUGACUCUGAGGACCCUGCCUCAAAGAACCUCUAUGAGGGCCUACUCCUGGAUAAAUGCAAUGGAGAGGAGGCCCUUUUGUCCAAUCCCGGACAGGACUGGGGGUAUUUUGAGUCCUUCAUAAGUGAGAGCAAAAUGGAGCUCCUUGACCUCUGCUCCAAAAAUGAGCUCUCAGUCAACCUCUUCUCUGAGGAAGAUGUGGACAACUACAUGUUUGAUGACGAUGAUGAUGACUCCACACUGAGCAGUGAUGUAUGCUCCCUGAAAAUCCGAUACGAGUCUUUCCAGGACAACAUGCGGGAGAAGACCAAUGUUCUUCAGGAGGAGACCCAGCUAAGCUUCUUUCCAACAGUACUUGUCAACUGCACCAAGAAGGACAGUGGGACCAUCAAAAAAAACGUGGAGGGUCUGCAGCUCAAGGAGGAGGAAGGCCACCCAGUGGGAGAUGACAGUCGGGGGGAUGGGAAUAGCUGUCCUGCUGAUGCAACGCCUGAUGGGAGCCCAAAGAGGAGUUAUAUAUUUGACUUCAGUAACUCCACUGAAGACUCAGGGGAGUACAGUGAUGACAGCUCCUGUACUGGCUCCUCCUCUGACACUCUCCGGGAGGCCAAGGGAAGAAGCCGCUUAUUCUCCAGGGAGAAUUCCAGCUCCUCCAGUCAGCUAAAUUACAGACUUCGCGCGAAAAGGAAAGUCAGAUACAGUGAGGACUACCUGUAUGACGUAGACUCAAUUGAGAACGAGAAAAAUGUUGAGAAACGUGAGAAACUUCCCGUUGGUCCGAAAGAGGAGGAGGACGACGACUGGUGCCCAAAGAAACGACGAAAAUCCUCUCGAAAGGAACCCCCAGUCGUCAUCAAAUACAUCAUCAUCAACCGGUUCAAAGGAGAAAGGCAUAUGAUGGUGAAGUUGGGGAAAAUUGAUCCAAGCAUCACAGCAGUAACCCUUACUGAGGACACAGUGAAACAGUAUGAAAGACUGGCCCCUCUCAAGCAUUUUUGGCAAAAGAGACUGCAGGAUCAGGAGGAACGGCGUAGGCUGACCGCGGGCGACAAACACAAUUUUCAUCUGAACGGCCGCGGCCGUCCCUUCAGUUCGAGUCCCCCUAAACGGAAAUACAAGAUUGCAAACAGACUCAGGAUUCAGAGAAUUCAAACUGUUGAGCAAUCACCGAACAAGCAGGGAGGCGGCACUGAAGACGAGGCAGCCCUUACAGGCGUGCCAUUAACAACAGUGGCCUCCAGCCGCGCAAGCACAUUAGACGCAAAUGACAUCACACACACCAGCGCACCAAAUAGCAGAUCAGAAGAAAGGGACAAUAAGAGAAUUGGAAAUAAAGUGCGAAUAAGGAAAUUUAAAAGCGAAGCCAGGCUGAGGAGCAAAAAAAUUAAAGACUUGCACGAGAAUGGCAGAGGCAUGACGAACCAAGCAGGGAUUUACGCUGUGUUACAAAAUCAGGACUCUGUUGGGAGUGUGAAGGAUGAAGCAAUGGACUCGGCUGCAAGCAGCCCCCAUUUGUGUGAAAAUCACACUGCCAAUGCCUCUAAAAAAUCCACUUUUGUAUCAGCCACCUGCUCUCCUGACAAAACCACGCCAUCUGUGAAUGUGGCUACAAGUGUACCAGUUGUCCCUGGAGGCUAUCUGCAGACACUGUUAGAUGCAUCAGAUACAUCGAGCAGCACUGGAAUGUCUUUCUUCCCCCAGCAGCCCCCCAGGCAAUACCCGGUUGGUCUUUCCCAGGAAGAGAAGCAGUUCACGUCUCUGCAGCUCGCCCAGAGUUGUGUCCUCUCGCCACCCUCUGAAUCCGAGCUCCAGCAGUCACCUCAGAACUGCCAGAUUGAACCAAAUUUCACCCAUAUGUGGCAUUCACAGCUUGGCCCUAGCCAGGCGCCGUUUGCACCUGACAUUCCAGAGACUCCCAUUAUGCCUAACAGCUUUUCUGGCCCCUUGCCUGUGCCAAUGGCAGACAACUUGUCUGUCUCAGGAUACAGCCAGCUGAACUUGGAAAGCAACAGACUGCUAUACGAGAAGAACUACUUGCCUGAGCAGCCACUGCAGUCCAAUGUCGAUUAUCAGGCGUGUCAGGUAACGUGCGGGGAGGGACAUUUACAGUUGCAGAGAGGCACGCUGAACACAGACAAUGGCAGGCUCAUCAGUUUUGACUCAGUGGGUUCGCUGUCAGCUACUUCCAGCAAUUACAGCUCUCUAAGUCUAAAGUCUUGUGAGAAAGAAGGCGAAGAUGACAUGAAUGAUAACUUCUUGGCCCACUGCAGUCCAAAACUGGUGAUCCAGCAAAGUGUUGAUGCAAUCACGCCUCUAAGGGAAUCAACAGACCUGCUGGAUAUCUCAAACUUUACUCCCGAUAAAUUCCGGCACUCGUCGUUGUCAGAGAUGUCCCCUCCAGACACCCCCAAUUUGUCGCCUCAGGUUAUGGGCCCAGAGAUAAAGGGAGGGGGAGCAGCCAAAACACACCAAGAAGCCCACGAAAUUGGUAGCACACCAGAGGUGAAGUGGAACUGCAGCCUUAUAUCGCAGGCGGAGCAUGAGCCCAAUGUGCUCACCUCAAACAGCCACCAGUUUCAGUUCCACACCUUCAAUGACGAUGAUGGCGUGGGGCUGGUCGAAAAGGGUACCAACGUGGGCAACUUUGACCAGCAGGGUAAUCAAAUCACGAAUGUUGCCAAAGGUCCAAGGUCAAGGAAGAAAACAGUCAUCAAGCAGAUAUCAGGGCAAGGUACCUCUCCUGAGCAGAAAGGUACGAAGAAAACCAAGGCUCCAAAAGCAGCCAAGGGUGAGAGGACCAAAACCCCUCGACAGAAUUCUCGAUCACCCAAAAAGUUUAAAGCUCCAGCUGAUGGGAAAGCGGGAAAAGCUCAGGCAGGGAGCUCCAAGUUGCUCCACAAAGGACAUAACAUAAUAGACAACAUGGGUGUGUCACAAGGGGGCUCCAUGGGGUUGUCGAGGGACUGGCCCCUCAUCAAGGACCCCAGUACAGGCUGGACUGAUACCAACAACCUUCUAGAUGAUGACCAGCGUGAAUUUGAAGAGCCCUCCAACAUCUUGUCCAACAUAGCCUCUGGGAUGGCCGAAGUCCAGAGGUUCAUGAUGGCUUCUAUUGAGCCUGUGUGGUGUCCUGUAUCUGGGGUGUGCCAGCCGCCGGAGCCCAACAGCCUCAAGUUAAAAACUCUCAAAAUCCUGGCAGGGACAUCGCCGGACUCCAAAAGGAGAGGUACCGCGUCGCCGGGGGCAGCCAAGGGUAGAAAGGCGGCUGGCAAGGCUGGGAAAAACCAGGCCAAGUUCAAUGCCUCGCACCCUUUCUUCCCCCAGCUCGCACUGGGCUGUAACGUGUUCGACAAAACUGCCCUAGGCACCCCCAGUGCCAAUGGUCCUGCGCACAAAAAGAUGUACCGCCACAAAACGAGUGCGAAAUUCCCUCGGGUGGAGAACAGUAAAGGCAAGCGAGCAGAGCGAGAUCCAAAUAAGGACUUAGCCUUGAUGGCCUCUUAUGAAAAACUGAGGAUAUGGGCACCCACCAUAACAAAGUCAGCCUACAGUGUGACUCAUCUGAUGAGGGAGAACUACACCUUUCUGUGAAGAACCGUAAUCGUCUCAUUUUAGACCCUAGAGCGCCCAAGUGUGUCACAAAUGUCUCGAGACAUUUUUUUCCAAUGUGAAAGAGAACAUUUUUGUAUUGAUUAUAUCUCUACCUUUAAAUCUAUCAUCUGUGUGUGUUUGUGUGUAUUUGUGUGUGAGACUACUAUUUUGUCUUAAUUUUCUUAUUCUCGGAAUGAAUUUGUCAUUUGCUUCUGUCCAGUGUUGUUUUUUUUUUUUUUUUCCCCCCCAAGGGCCUUGGUGUAAAACGUGUCCAGAGACUCCGUCCUAAAUCUGAAAUAUGCUGAUUACUUCUUUCAAAAUGUUCUCUAAUCCAUCUUUAAGAUUCUGAUUUUUUGUUAAUGCCAUUGUACAGAAACAUAUGCACUAUUGGCAAAGAAAUUAUCAUAACACUGAAUUUAUUGUGCCAAACUAUGAACAAAUAUCUGUACAGAAAAUUUUCUAUGUUUAUGAAUAUUGGUUGUUCUAUUUUGUAACACUUGAUGGAGGGCUGACUUUCGACAGGAGUUAUAUUUUGGGACCCUCUCCGUUGGCAAGCACCUGCAGCCGGCAGUGGUACGCUACUACGUGCUCAUCUUACCAAAACAGAGACUCUGAUUUUCUUUCUUUUUUUCAUUUACUUUUUUUUUUUUUUGCUUAAUUCAAUUUACCUCAAUAUCAUCCGGCAUUUUGAAGCUAAAAGGGAAUGGACGAGGAACUCUGUCAGAGGCUCGGAGGAAAACGAUAGCACAGAUGCAGAACAAGAGGAACAGGGGCCAUCAGCCAAAUGUUUUGAGCCUGAGACCAUGAAGUACCAGUGCUGGACUGGAACAGCAGGGUGGUGAAGCCCAGAAUAACCCACUUUCUCUCAUCUCUGCCUAUUGCCAGUUGAAUGUACUUUCCAGUGUCAGUUUUUUGUACGAGGUACCACUGUUGAGCUGCUGCUUCUUAAAGGUGCUAACAAAGCAAACACACAAACAGGAAGAAAAUAAACUUUUUUUCCAUAACAACAAAAUGACAAAAAAGAAAGCUAAGAAGAACCCAGCUCGAUCUGUGCCCUCUUUAAGAAUGUAUAAUAUACUGUUCUGUUAUGUUUGAUGUACUUACACCAUGGUUUUGACAUUAACUGGAGUUACUUUUUGCCUUUUCCGUUGAAAAGAAUAUUGAGCUUUAUAAAUAUUGUCUAGAGUUGUUAUCAGAAGGAUUCCUAACAAACUCUUGACAUUAUGAAAUCUUGUAUAUUUUUCAGUGUGCCAAUUUGUAACAUAUUUUGUAAGUGUAUAUUUUUCUUAGAAAGUGUUGUGAAGUAUUUGUGUGUGUGUGGGUAACCUUUUUUGCGCCUCUGUGGGCAGUGAAAAGGAUGUAUAAUGACAAGUUCCUGGUUUUAAAAACCAAAAUAUAAAUGACAAAAAAGAAAACAUAAAAAAAUCUAUAACUUUUUGUUGGGAGUUUUGUAAUAAGACCAAUCUUGUUGUAAGAGUGUAGUGCUAACGUGUAAAAAAACAUAAGCAUACAAAAAAG